Messenger RNA from Hemibagrus wyckioides, 1221 nucleotides. RefSeq names its product protein rapunzel-like. The coding region runs from base 17 to 1192 and encodes 391 amino acids. NCBI's taxonomy places the organism in Eukaryota, Metazoa, Chordata, Actinopteri, Siluriformes, Bagridae. The record is from RefSeq and is a predicted model, not a curated record. The transcript has a single exon.
UCACCUGACAUCAAAUAUGACUGAUGUGGCAGAAUGGCUUAUGGAGAACAGGGAGAAGAUAGAAAAUGGAGUGGAGAUCCUAGGCCAAGGCUGUAAGAUCCUGGCAGCCACUGUAGGCCAGUUCAAUCCCAUCCUGGAGGCAGUAUUUAAUGUCUCGGCUGAGCUCCUAAGCAACCCAGAGGGCAAAGAGGCUAAGUAUCUUGCUAAGCAGUUUGACAAGGUCAAUCAGAAUUUGGAAAAUGUCCAGAGUGAGAUCAAGAAAACAGAGCUGGCGAUGCAGCGAUCAUUGUUGAACAUCCAGAACUUCAAGUUUAAUGCAAACAUUAUCUGCCAGUAUGAAAAGUUUAAAUAUAUUUUCACAGCUAAACCUGAGUUUAAGAAGUUGAAGAAAGAAGAGUUUCUCAUCCACUUUGAGCAGUAUGAGAGAGACAAGAACCUUGAUUGCUUGUAUGAUGCUAUCGUGAAAGAGAAUCUGGAAUCUGGACAGACAAUGCUGGACACUAUAGUGGCCACUGAGGAGCGGAGCAGGAGGGCAGUGGAGGAAUUCUGUGCUAGCCUGAAGAAGGUGCUUGUGGUUGGGAUCAUUUCACUGAUGGGCUACGCUGCACUAAAGGAAGGCACCGUGGAAGAGGAAUUGGCGAAGAAAUGGCUCGCACGCAUGGAGGAGGUGGAGACGCGCAUGAAGGCAGCAGUGGGUGAAUGUGUGAACAACUUCUCUGAGCAAGCCAAGAUUGAUAUAGAUGAGAAAGUCAAGGAGAAGCAGAGCAGUGACGACCCUGACCCUCAAUUCAUACUGGAUGCUCUUGUGGAGAAGUAUUACUGGGUCUCCUGGUCAGUCCGGGUGUUUAAAGAUGAUGAAACCAAAUUUGGGAAGUUUCUGUUUGGCAAGCAGCACCAUGUAAAUGGUGGAAGUGACAAUUAUUUUGAAUAUUUCUGCAACGAUAAUAUAAGGAUUGUGGUGUCUUUCACUGCAGACCCUAAACCACUCAACAAGAACCAGAUAAAGGAUCAAAUAGAGAAUGAGAAAGGUGGCGUGGAGGCUGUGGCUGAGUCCCUGAGCAAGAGUUUUCCCAACUGCUUUGUCCAUACCAUCAGUCGCUCUAAGAAAGUGGAGGAAGCCAAUAAUUUCAAUCCUGAUGACUUUUAUUAUAUUUCUCACAAAAAUGCCCACAUUUGUAUCCACUCAGAAUAAUGGAAUGUAGAUCAGGCAAAAUAUAUUGC